AUGAAGAAGCCCACACCGAAGGACGCCUGGGGCGACGAUGAGCCGGAGGAGCCAGAGCCUGCCUCUCCCCCAGCAGCAGCAGCAGCAGCAGCAGCAGCAGGAACCCGAGGAGCAGCAGCAACCCCAGCAGCAGCAGCAGCAGCAGCAGCAGCAGCAGCAGCAGGCAAUGUGUACUCUAUAGGUUUCCUCGCUAAGAUACGAGCUCACCCCAGCUGCAGGCCGAAGGAGACUGAGGGCUUCUUGCAUCUAGCUGAGGGUAGUUUCUAUCUACCCCAGGCAGCAGCAGCACCGCAGCAGCAGCAGCAGCAGCAGCAGCAGCAGCAGCAGCAAACUCGCAUGCGGCAGCAGCAAACAACCAAUGAACACCAAGACUGGCAGAGAAGACCCAGAGAUGCUGCACAUGAAGAAGCAAUGAGAAGCUUUGCUGCAGCACGCAUGUCUGUGCCUGGCGCAUCAGCAGCAGCAGCAGGAGCAGCAGGAGCAGCAGCAGCUCGUGCUUCUGCUGCUGCUCUUGGUGGUUUUUUCUCACAAGAAAGGCCCCCUGACUUCUCCUCUCUCCGAAACGAAAAACCUAAAAACUUCACUCCUCUGCCGCAGCCAUCCAAAGAUUCCUGGGUUGUUAUACAAGAAAAACAAAAAGAGUAA
Eimeria mitis is the source of this 645-nucleotide messenger RNA. RefSeq lists its product as uncharacterized. The transcript is spliced from 2 exons. Bases 1 to 645 code for a protein of 214 amino acids. Lineage: Eukaryota; Apicomplexa; Conoidasida; Eucoccidiorida; Eimeriidae. The record is from RefSeq and is a predicted model, not a curated record.